Messenger RNA from Drosophila ficusphila, 545 nucleotides. RefSeq names its product cystatin-like protein. The transcript has 3 exons. The coding region runs from base 121 to 492 and encodes 123 amino acids. Gene Ontology annotation, molecular function: cysteine-type endopeptidase inhibitor activity. Lineage: Eukaryota; Metazoa; Arthropoda; Insecta; Diptera; Drosophilidae. The record is from RefSeq and is a predicted model, not a curated record.
GGUGUUAAUCGCAAAUAAAUAUAGAAGUAUUCAUCCAAACAGUGAAACGAAUUGACUUUCCUAUAAAAGCGGAUUCCAAACGUCGUGUUUACUUAGUCUUAAAUCAACAGUUCGACGAAAAUGCAGUCCCUGAAAGUGAUAUUUGUUUUGGGCCUUACCCUCUCCGUUGCCGUCGCUUUAAGAGCGCCGCUCGGUGGUGCCAAACCCCUGGAGGGUGAUGAUCUGGCCUCGGCUAAGGAGCUUUUGACCAACACACUCGCCAAAUUGGCAACCGGAAAUGGGCCUAACUACCAAGUUGUGAAUGUGAAAUCUGCGAGUAGCCAAUUGGUGGCUGGGACUCUUUACAAAUUCCAGGUGGAUCUGUCCAAUGGAUCCGACCCCAAGGAGUGCACAGUAAAAAUCUGGGAUCGUCCAUGGUUGCUGGAGAAGGGUCAAGCUGUCAAUGUGAGGAUUCAGUGUAAAGAGGAAGAUGAGGUCGACAAAACCUGGUAGAUCAUGAGGGAUGAACGUAGUUACCUUGUAACCUAAUAAAAGUGUGAACAUAA